AUGGCGUUGACGUCUGGUCACAGCGAGAAGAGGCUCGGAGACAAUCGCAGCGUGGCACCUUUCGCAGCCGAGGCCUCAGCGCUGGAAGUUCUGGCUUGGAGCUGUUCACUGGCGCUUGUGAGCGCACAAGCGAUCACGAGAAGGCGGACCAUCGGCAUUUGGGUGGCCCGGAGGGCGGACGAUGGAUGUGCGCUCCCACAUUCCAGCACCACGAAUCCAGGCAUCGCAAGGACCAAGAGUCUUGAUCGUUCCGAUGCCUGGAUACGUGGUGCUGGAGUGACAUGGCGCGCUGAGAAUUUCCAGCAAGCAGCGUUGAAAGAUGCUUUGGCUGCCAAAGCAGAUGGCCAGAAAGCAUUGACAUUUCUCACGGUCAAUUUGGGCGACCUUGACGUCUGCGGGAGUGAUGACGAGGACAGUCUGCAUGAGGACCGACAUCGUUUCCUUGAGAAGCUGCUUCGAAUGCCAAUGUUGGGCCAAGUUGCGGAAGCAGCACUGCGGGUGUUGUAUAAAAAGAACGGGGCAGGGGUGCCUGGUCCUCCCACCAAACGUCUCACACUGACUUGA
Messenger RNA from Symbiodinium natans, 564 nucleotides. The record is from the annotation of a GenBank genome assembly. NCBI's taxonomy places the organism in Eukaryota, Dinophyceae, Suessiales, Symbiodiniaceae.